This is a messenger RNA of Sardina pilchardus (European sardine), 2559 nucleotides long. Its product is annotated as laminin subunit alpha-3-like. The record is from RefSeq and is a predicted model, not a curated record. The transcript has 18 exons. NCBI's taxonomy places the organism in Eukaryota, Metazoa, Chordata, Actinopteri, Clupeiformes, Clupeidae. Gene Ontology annotation, molecular function: integrin binding. Gene Ontology annotation, cellular component: laminin-332 trimer; basement membrane. Gene Ontology annotation, biological process: regulation of cell migration; cell migration; regulation of embryonic development. Bases 175 to 2559 code for a protein of 794 amino acids.
GCUGAUAGGCUAAUAUACAGCAAGCCACUUGGAAAUAACAGAAAAAGUUCACGGUUGUAGGAUCAUGUGUCCGGCGUUGUAGAGAGGUAAGCUCUGCUACAGUGUGAUGUUUUAGAAAGCUCAGUGGACAGGAGCGAGUUCUUUCCACCGAGGGUUAGCCGUUGUGUAGCCGCCAUGCUAGCGGGUGUGGUGAGGGUGUUGUUCACUGGAGCCCUGCUGCUCAGUCUCUGCCUGGGCGCACAUGGGGGGUCCGGGAGGAGACGGGCUCGGGGAUGUCACCAGAAGAGACAGGCGGGAAGUCCACCCUGGCAGGGAGACCCCCGGAUCCCUCGGAAGUACUGCAAUCCUGAUGGGAACAGCAGCUCGUCUGGGAAUAUCAUCCAGGCAUGUGGCUCUGGUCAGUACCGGGAAUGGAGAGGUCCUUUCCAAGGCCUGUGCGUGCCGUGCAGCUGCAACCGUCUUUCCAACCAGUGUGACCCAUUUACCGGAAGAUGUCUGAAUUGCCAGCACAACACUGCAGGUGACCACUGCGAACACUGUGCUGAGGGUUACUAUGGUGACGCGGCUCAAAGGACGUGCCAACUGUGCCCGUGCCCUUUUUCUGUGCCAUCUAACAGUUUUGCGUUGGGGUGUAUGCAAGUUGGCAAUGAAUUUGAAUGCAUUUGUAAGCAAGGCUACGCUGGAACAAGAUGCGAAAAGUGCGCACCUGGUUACUAUGGUAACCCACUGUUACCACAAGGGAAGUGCCAGGCAUGUAACUGUUCCCAUGGUGACCCCACUAAGUGUCAUCCUACGACUGGAGAGUGCGGGAAUCCUAAUGGUUCGGACAACUGCCAAGAGUGUGACAUGUGUGUGGUGAUCCUGAUGAGCGACCUUGAGGGGAUGGAUGCUGAGCUGACCCUGUUGAAGGCUCAGCUGCAGAAGUUAAACGGCAGCGCCGUCCCUCUGGCUCAGCUCAAGAGACUGGAGACGGCCAUCACCGACACCAGGGAGCUGUUAGGCCGGUUCAAUGCCUCUGUUGCCUCCCUGAGGUCCAAGGUCACACAGCUGGGGUCAGACAUGAGGACCACAGAUGAGGACCUGGUUGCCCUGGACAUCAAGUCUAAGCAGCUCCUCUCCACGUCACAAGGAGUGUUGCGGAAUGUGACCCACAGCAAGCAGAGAGGUCACGACCUGCUGAACAGAGCCCAAGAUCUUUUCCACGAUAUACAAGAGCUGCUGGAGGAGAUCCGCAGGGCUAAUCAGAGCCACAGCGGCGGCCUGGUGCCUGAGGCGGAUGCUGCGCGGAUGCUGAGGCAGGCUGAGCAGAUGGUCCAGGAGAUGAGGAGGCGGAACUGCACGGCCCAAAUGGCAGUGGCACGCACAGAGCUCCAGCAGGCCCAGAACCUGCUUGACAUCAUUCGGAAUCUCACGGAUCCCUCGAGCACCAAUCAGGCGUUGGCAGACAGGAUUGGAGGGUCUCUCAUGAGGGAUCUGGCUGCACUGAUGGAUCUGCAGGAGGCCUUGAGACACGCCGAAGACAUGUUGCGGCGUACACGCCACAUCAACAACCAGAGCGAGACCACCCUCCGCAAAAUACAGUCCCGCGCAACAGAGCUGAGGGAGGAGAGAGACAUGAUCACCGCUGACCAGCUGAUGGCAAGGGAGCUGCUGGGAAAUAUCUCCGAUCUGCUGAGCAUGUUACAGGACAGCAAGACAGAAUAUGAACAUCUGUCAGCACAGCUGGAUGGAGCGAAAACUGACCUCGCCAAGAAGCUCAACUCCCUCUCCUCGUUGCCAUCUACUGCGGGCCUUGUGCUUCAGGCUGAGAUCCACGCGCAGAACCUCAGUGAUCUGGCCAUGACCUUCUCCAUGGAACUGCAGAGCGUGGUGAAUGCCUCGAGCGUGCGGGACUCCAUGGCGGCCGUCAGUGCCUACGCAAACAUCAUCAAGGCCAUCGAGGAGGCUGAGGCUGCCGCCAGGGAGGCCAAGGAGGCGGCAGAGAGGGCAUUGGAGGAUGUUACAAAGCAAGACCUUACCAGGAAGGCCAAGAAGCUGAUUGGAGAUGCAAGCAGCUUGCUGUCCAAAUCCAAGGAGGCAGAAAAGAACCUGAAUGACACGGCAGCAGAAUUAGGCUCACAACAGAAACGGGUUGUUUUGGCUAAAGACAAGAUGGCUGCUCUGUGGAGGCAGUUACGGACUAGCCAGCAGAACCUCAGCAAGAUCAACAGAGGUGACACAGAACGUCUCUUAAACUCGACCAAGGCCGAAGUGUCAGCUGCUGAGGCCAAUGUCAACACCAUGACAACGAGAAUUAAGGAAAUCAGGGACGGUCUGAGAAACAUUAGUGUUCCGUCUGCAGGGGGGUCUGAUCUGGAUGAGUUGCUGAACCAGACAAACAAUGCAUUGAAGGCACUAGAUGAAACAUUUCCCACACUGGUGAAGACCCUUGCAGAUGUGGAGAAUAUCAGUGCUCUGGCUCCCCCUAGUGGCAACAUGUCAGAGAGCAUGAGGCGGAUCCGGGAACUAAUCAAGCAGACGAGGCAGAUGGCUAACGCGGUGAGUUGUCCACUCCAGUAA